Galeopterus variegatus (Sunda flying lemur) is the source of this 732-nucleotide messenger RNA. RefSeq names its product heat shock transcription factor, Y-linked-like. The record is from RefSeq and is a predicted model, not a curated record. The coding region runs from base 1 to 732 and encodes 243 amino acids. The transcript has 3 exons. Lineage: Eukaryota; Metazoa; Chordata; Mammalia; Dermoptera; Cynocephalidae.
AUGCAAAGUAUGCUCUGUGAUCAUGAUGGAACUAAACUAGAAAAAGCAAUAACAAAGAGGCGGCGACGGCGGAUCAGGCGGCCGCUGCAGCCCGGGCGGCUGCGGAGAAGGAGGGAAAACACAAAGCCGGCUGCGCGCUGCGAGCUCUUUUCAGAUGAUUCUAAGAUGUUACAGUGCUAUCGUAAUCCAAACUUUAAGAGAGGCUUUCCCCAACUUUUAGUCAGAAUGAAAAGAAGAAUCAGGGUUAAAAAUGCUUCUCCUGUAUCUGCCCCAUUAGUUCAAGAUUUCAACAAGAAGGACUUUAGAGCAGAGGGUAAUGUGGAUAAUAGUAUUGCUGGUUUAGUUGCCAAAACUAGUGGAGAAAGUUUACUUUCAAACUCUACAAAUUUAAACAUGCCUCUAACAAGGAAGCCUUCUACCAGCCGGAGAGUUGCUAAUACAACCGACUCUAUCAACUCAAUUGCAAAACGCACUAUAACAGAUCAACAUGCUAGUUUAAAUCAGUUGACCACUUUUCACAUGUCCUCUGAAAGCAGCUACACUCAAGCAAAUGGCCACAUUGUGAAUUAUGUUACAAGUACAACUUCUGCUUCUCCGUUCCACAUCAUAUCUCCCUUACAGAAUAGUUAUUUUCAACUGAUGGUGGAACUUUCCACUUUUCCAACCAGAUGUCCUGAUGUGUCAGCCAAUGGGGCUCCUUUUUCUAAUCUGCUACCAGCAUGCAACCCAUGA